UUUGUCAUGUAAACGUAUAAAACGCAUAGGAAGGUUUUCGCAUAAUCAUUAUUUUUCGCUGACGCAUUUCAAAAUGUCAUUUAAUACUUUAUCAAUCUGUGUUGCCGCUUGCUUAUUGCAGAAUGCCAUUUGCCAAACUGCUUUCUCGCUAAACAACUGCGGGUGCCAGCAACAACCUCAGGCCCUCAACCUUGGUAACUUAGGCCUCGCGAUCGGCAACCCCGGCCUCUCGAUUGGUAACCCUGGCCUCUCGUCUUGCAACUCUGGGGGCCUCUCGCUUGGCAACGCUGGCAAUGGGAUCAACCUUGGAGGCCUCUCGCUUGGCAACGCUGGCAAUGGGAUCAACCUUGGAGGCCUCAGUUGCAAUUCUCCAAAUUUGGUGCUUGGCAAUAUGGGCGUUAACAAAUGCAAUAAUGUAGUUCAGAGCACCAGCGAGCAAUGUGGGUACGGCGAUGUUGCCAUAGUUGGAGAGGUGCCAGUCCAGGGGCCGACGGCCGUGUGUGGCAACGUGCCAGUUAUUGGCUACGUAGUGUUCGAGGGGGACGUGCCAGCCGGUGGCCUGGUGUCCGUUGUGGAUCCCUGUGGUUGCCAAUGCAAUCAGUAAUGAACAAAUAAAUGUCAUUAUGGAUAAUGUGUACUAUUUGUGUGUGUCUUUGGCAAAUGUCACGUUGUACAUCUUGUAUUGUUAUGUUUUAAAUAAACGAUAUGUUAUAGUA
Cydia strobilella is the source of this 716-nucleotide messenger RNA. RefSeq names its product chorion class A protein PC292-like. Gene Ontology annotation, biological process: chorion-containing eggshell formation; multicellular organism development. The coding region runs from base 74 to 604 and encodes 176 amino acids. Gene Ontology annotation, cellular component: egg chorion. The transcript has 3 exons. NCBI's taxonomy places the organism in Eukaryota, Metazoa, Arthropoda, Insecta, Lepidoptera, Tortricidae. Gene Ontology annotation, molecular function: structural constituent of egg chorion. The record is from RefSeq and is a predicted model, not a curated record.